Planococcus citri (citrus mealybug) is the source of this 976-nucleotide messenger RNA. It is a transcript of the gene c12.1, whose product is annotated as spliceosome-associated protein CWC15. The coding region runs from base 136 to 789 and encodes 217 amino acids. Gene Ontology annotation, molecular function: RNA binding. Lineage: Eukaryota; Metazoa; Arthropoda; Insecta; Hemiptera; Pseudococcidae. The record is from RefSeq and is a predicted model, not a curated record. Gene Ontology annotation, cellular component: catalytic step 2 spliceosome. Gene Ontology annotation, biological process: mRNA cis splicing, via spliceosome. The transcript is spliced from 5 exons.
CAUUUCACUGAUUUCACAACAAAUUUUUCUGUCACCAAAAAAUUGAUAAAGUUGCGAUAAAAGUUUAAAAUAAGGGCUAUUUUCGGACUUUUCCAAAUAGUUUAAUUGAAUUUUCAUUAAUCAUCGUGUUGAAAAAUGACUACCGCAGCUAGACCAACAUUCGACCCAGCCAGAGGAGGGCAAGCUCGAGGUGAGAAAGAUUUGGGUGCAUUAUCGAAACAAUACUCUAGCAGAGAUUUACCCAGUCACACGAGGCUUAAAUACAGAGAACAUGGCCAAGGUACCAACGAUGAAUUGGCUGCCAGAGACUUCAGAAAAGAACUAGAAGAACGCGAACGUAAAGAAGAAAAAACACUGAAAAAAGUUCCCGAUGUAACUCAUAAAAGGCAGAAAAUCGAUCAAACCAAUCUCGAUGCUGAUGAUCCAUUGGACGAUGAUGACGACGAUGAAGACGACUCUGACGAUUCCGACGACGAUCUUGAUAACGCGCAAUUGCUGGCCGAAUUAGCUAAAAUAAAAAAAGAACGAGCGGCUGAAUUGGAAAGGAAGGAAAAAGAAAAAAGGCAAGAAGAAGAGAAAAUUCGUAUGGAAAAUAUUUUGAGUGGAAAUCCGUUAUUAAAUUACGCUGCUCAAGUUCCAAAGUCGGAUCUCAAAAUCAAAAGAAGGUGGGAUGAUGACGUUGUGUUCAAAAACUGCGCACGAUAUGACCCAGAUAAGAAAAAAGAAUUCAUCAAUGACUCUCUUAGAUCAGAGUUCCAUAAAAAGUUUAUGGAUAAAUAUAUCAAGUAAUCAAUCCUGUUCGAGUGAGAUGAAUUUCCAUUUGUAAUUACUUUUUUUUGAUUUUAUAUUCUCGAUCACAUUUCAUCUAUGUUAGUUUCAUAAGUAUAGAAUUAUUGAGUAUUUUUGUUCAAGUAUGAUAUGAAAUGGAUUCUUGUGUAUUGCCGUUUCCUGUAAUAUAAAUUUUUUUCAACAGAAA